This is a messenger RNA of Trichoderma asperellum CBS 433.97, 1761 nucleotides long. The record is from RefSeq and is a predicted model, not a curated record. Lineage: Eukaryota; Fungi; Ascomycota; Sordariomycetes; Hypocreales; Hypocreaceae.
AUGGUUGCAUGUGCAAACGGACACAGCGACAUUGUAAGCUGUCUCUUGGAGGCUGGGGUUGAGCCUGAGAGCUGCGAUGCUUUGGGGUGGACUGCCCGAGAACUUGCGGUAUUCAGAGGACAUCUUGGUAUAGCAACGCUUUUUACGUCGACUCCAUCAGAAACUACAAACGGAGGGCCUGCAGGCUCUCAUAGGCUGGCUUAUAAGAACCCUAGGCAGACUUUUUUCAGUAACAGCAGCGAAAGAUUAGUCGUCGUCAACCUCGGAAGCACUCAGGGAGGACACGAUCGUGCUGCAUUUGAGCUCUCUCAUUAUAUUCCUGAGAGGAGCAGUGGCCCCAGAUCGACGUCUUCUCUAGUACUCGAGAUCUGUGCUCCAGGAACAGAGGCUGAUGCAAAAUUAGUGCGGUUGCCAAUACUGGAAGACCAAAUCAACCAGCCCUUUAUCUUCCAGGCCAAAAAUGAAGCGCCCCUUCAGAUAUCUGUCCGACUAUUUCGUCGUGAGUCCAUGGACUCGAUGGUACUCUUGAGCCGCGGAAAUACAACACUAGAUCAUGGAAAAGUGUUCUUUGGAAAGAAACGCGAAAGCAUGGUUCGUGAGGUCACUGUCUUUAUGAUGGAUAAAGAGACUAUGGACUUGACGGGGACUGUGUUGCUGAGCUAUGUUGUUGCUACGCCUUUCGCAGGCCUCCAGCAGCCGGAUACAACAAACUAUCAGAGACGAUUGGGGGAUCCGAUGCGGAUGGUUGGUCAUAGAGGCUUGGGACAGAAUACUGAUAACCGAUCGUAUUUGCAGCUAGGAGAGAAUACAGCCAUGGUGCGAAAUAACAUAUCUUUUGAAUAUACUUGGGCACUGACGUCGAACUUGCAAAUUACUCGCGAUCUCGAGGCCGUAAUAUUUCACGAUUUCUCACUGAGCGAAUCUGGAACCGAUGUUGCCAUCCAUGACGUUACGCUCUCUCAGUAUAAACACGCAAGUGAUUUACAAGAACCACAAAGCAUAACUCCGGCCACUAUAGACACAAGUGGCGUGUUACAUGGUUACCCGCAAAGGCGACGCGCCUGGUCAACAGGUGAAGAGUCUCGCCUAAGAACUGUACAGCUGCGUGAUAGAUUGCGUUACACUGUAGACUUCCAGAGCAAGGGCUUCAAGCCUAAUACCAGGGGGGACUUUAUACAGGGCUCAUUGGCUACGUUGGAUGAGCUGCUUAUGAAUUUGCCAGAGGAUAUUGGUUUCAAUAUUGAAAUGAAGUAUCCGCGACUCCAUGAAGCGGUAGACGCUGGAGUAGCUCCAGUUACCAUCGAUAUCAACACAUUCGUCGACGUUGCUCUCGAAAAGAUCCAGAGACUAGCGGGCAACCGCCCAAUAAUACUGUCAUCGUUCACGCCUGAAGUCUGCAUUCUGCUCUCCGUGAAACAAAAGACAUAUCCGGUCAUGUUCAUCACCAAUGCCGGCAAAGUGCCCAUGGCAGAUAAAGAGCUCAGGGUAGCAAGCCUGCAAGUGGGCGUGCAGUUUGCUCGGUUCUGGAAUCUGGCUGGAGUCGUCUUUGCAUGUGAGGCGCUGCUAUAUUGCCCUAGGCUUGUGCAAUUUGUGAAGAAUGCAGGGCUGGUGUGUGCUUCUUAUGGGCUGCUGAAUAACGAGCCUAUCCUUGCACGAAAACAAGCGGAUGCUGGCGUGGAUAUAAUCAUGGUGGAUCGGGUCAAGUUGGUUGCGGAGGAGCUAGCCAAGGAUGGUACAAUGUCUAAUACUAGUCUCAACUAG